This is a messenger RNA of Photinus pyralis (common eastern firefly), 1603 nucleotides long. RefSeq names its product zinc finger protein 425-like. Gene Ontology annotation, cellular component: nucleus. Gene Ontology annotation, biological process: regulation of gene expression. NCBI's taxonomy places the organism in Eukaryota, Metazoa, Arthropoda, Insecta, Coleoptera, Lampyridae. The coding region runs from base 87 to 1544 and encodes 485 amino acids. The record is from RefSeq and is a predicted model, not a curated record. The transcript is spliced from 2 exons.
AAUUUCUUUCUGCAAGUUCUUGCGCGUAGUAUUGCUCCAUGUCAAGCGGCCUUUAAUAGUUCCUUGCAAAUACAGAGGGGCCCUUGAUGUGUUUUUUUUUUGUAAAAACGGUGAUGUCGGCAAUUGUAAAAGUUGAAAUAAAACAAGAGGAAGAAUUAAAUGAAUUCAUUGAGGAGAAGGUUUUUCUCAAUAACGAUGUCUCGGCAACAAUGAAACUGGAUCUUGAGGGACCGCAUUCUAAUGUGCCACUUAAUUGGACCGAAGAAAGAAAGGUACAGCAGGAAAAUGAAUCUGUUGGUGUUAUUUUACACAAGCGUUCUGAAGAUUUCCGAUACCCCAAUCGAUUGCAAAUUUCAAGAGGUUUAAAUUGUAUCCAAUGCGAUUACACAACCAAUAACAAACCCAACUAUAAAAGACAUCUUAUAACACACAAAACAGCUAAGAAAUUAAAAUGUGUCCAUUGUGAUUACGCAACCACUAAUACAUCCAACUUGAAACAGCAUCUCCUGAAGCACAAGAUAACCAAGGAUUUAAAAUGUGGUCAGUGUGAUUUUGCAACCAAUUAUAAAGCCCAACUUAAAAAUCAUCUCAUGACACAUAAGCUUUUCAAGGAUUUAAAAUGUACACAGUGUGAUUAUGCAACCAAGGGCAAACGCAAUUUGAGAACUCAUCUGCUAACACAUGAGUCUUCCAACCAUUUUAAAUGUGUCCAGUGUGAUUUUGUGUCUCCGUAUAAAUCCAGUGUGAAACAACAUCAAUUAACACACAAUCCGAUAAAGUAUUUAAAAUGCGCACAAUGCGAUUACGCAACUAAUUCUAGACGCACCUUUAAACAACAUUUAUUAACACACAGCACCGUGAAGGAUUUAAAAUGCAAUUUGUGUGAUUACGUAACUAAUAUUAAAUACUACUUAAAGAGGCAUCUGUUAACACAUAAGGCUACUAAGGAUUUCGAAUGUGUUCAGUGUGAUUAUGCAACUAACAGUAAAUCUCUCUUUAAAGCUCAUCUCGUGACGCACAAGGUUUUGAAGGAUUUAAAAUGUGCCCACUGUGAUUACGCAACCAAUUAUAAAUGCAAUCUUAGAGAACAUCUCCUGACCCACAAGACCUACAAGGAUUUAAGAUGUGCUCAAUGUGAUUACGCUACUAAUUAUAAAUCCCACCUUAGAGAUCAUCUACUGACACACAAGAUAUUCAAGGAUUUAAAAUGCAAUCAGUGCGAUUACUUAACUAAUAAUAGAUCCUACCUAAGAAGGCAUUUGUUAACACACAAAGCUGCAAAGGAUUUCAAAUGUGCCCAGUGUGAUUACGGAACUAAUAUUAAAACCCUUUAUAGAUCACAUCUUCUGCGACACAAGACUUUCAAGGAUUUAAAAUGUACUCAGUGUGAUUACGCAACCAAUUAUAAAUUUCGCCUUAAAGAUCACCUCCAGACACACAAGACUUUCAACGAUUUAAAAUGUACACAGUGUGAUUAUGCGACAAAAGCUAAACGUAAUUUGAGAACUCAUCUGUUAACACACGAGUUUUCCUACCUUUUUUAAUGUGUCCAGUUUUAAAUCAUACCUGUUGCAGGUUUACAGAAAUUCAAAAUAAAAAACAU